Helianthus annuus (common sunflower) is the source of this 1245-nucleotide messenger RNA. RefSeq names its product LAG1 longevity assurance homolog 2. Gene Ontology annotation, cellular component: membrane; endoplasmic reticulum. NCBI's taxonomy places the organism in Eukaryota, Viridiplantae, Streptophyta, Magnoliopsida, Asterales, Asteraceae. The coding region runs from base 213 to 1070 and encodes 285 amino acids. Gene Ontology annotation, biological process: ceramide biosynthetic process. The record is from RefSeq and is a predicted model, not a curated record. The transcript has 6 exons. Gene Ontology annotation, molecular function: sphingosine N-acyltransferase activity.
AAUCCGAUAACAAUCCCAUUUCGUAAAGUGCCCUCCUCGAUCGAUCCACCUUUGUUUUCCCCCUAAAAUUCAUCCAUCCAUCCACAAACCCCACCUUCUUUCUUUCUUUCUGAUCAUCUCCAAAUUCCCAAACCCAUUUGCCAUUUCUUUCAAUUCCCAUGCUUCUACAAUCGGCGCUAAUUCUGUAAGUUUUUACACAUUGCUUGCUUGCUAUGGAGUCGAUCUGGAGUCAAAAUGUCGUCCCGGCUCCUUCCCGUUUUGCGUUCGCCGUUUACUUCGCUUUUGGUUCCUUUGCUACCAGAUUUUUGCUCGAUACAUACGUAUUUCGAAGAGUGUCGAUUUGGUUGAUGAGCACUCCAUUGAAGAUGAAUAAAGCUACAAAUGCAAAGGUUGCAAAACUCACAGAAUCCAUGUGGAAGCUUACAUAUUACGCCACCCUUGAGUUUUGUCUUGUUGCAAUUACUUAUCAGGAGCCUUGGUUUAACGAUAUAACAGGCUAUUUUCUAGGAUGGCCUGAUCAAGAGCUAAAGUUUUCUCUAGAGCUUGUGUAUAUGUGCCAAUGUGGGUUCUACAUCUAUAGCAUUGCUGCCCUCCUUUUGUGGGAAACUAGACGCAAAGAUUUCUCCGUCAUGAUGUCUCAUCAUAUAAUCACUGUUUUCUUAAUUGGCUUCUCCUACCUCACAAGGUUUUUUAGAAUCGGAAGUGUAGUUCUUGCGGUGCAUGAUGCAAGUGAUGUAUUUCUUGAAGGAGCCAAGAUAUUCAAAUACUCUGGUAAGGAGUUUGGUGCGAGUGUGCUGUUUGGAAUGUUUGCUGUGUCGUGGCUUGUACUCAGACUCGUUAUCUUUCCAUUUUGGGUCAUAAGAGCCACAAGCAUACAUCUGCUAGAUGCUUUGAGGCCGUCAGAAGCGUAUGAUAUGAGCGUAUACUAUAUUUUCAAUACUUUGUUGUUGAAUCUUCUCGUCUUCCAUAUCUAUUGGUGGAUUCUCAUCUUCAACAUGAUUAUGAGACAGCUUAAGAACAGAGGACAACUUGGUGAAGAUAUCCGAUCAGAUUCAGAGGAUGAUGAUUAGUUUGGUGAAGGAAGGAAGGAAGGUUUUACAGUUUUAUACAGCCCUGCAUCAAUCACUCACUAUGUAUGUACUUUGGUCUUUAAAAAUAGGGUUGUAUGUUUCCUGCUCAAGAUUACUACUUCUUUUAUUCUUUUUAUCUCUGCUAAUAGAAAAGGCCUAUAAACUAGUUUCAUUU